AUGUUGAUAAGGGCUGCAUUUUCUCAACUUUUAGAAAGUUCUAUUUGCCUGAACUCGGUUUCGGUUAGUGGUGAUGUUAUGACGAUUGAAAGUUCUUCAGACUAUACAGAUACAGAAGCAAGAAAAAAAUUAAUCAAUGGCAACAUUCGAAAAAUUAUUAUUGGUGAAGAAGCCGAGAUACAAGCAUUCAGCGGUUUUAAUUAUAUUACAGAUUUAGAAAUCACAUCUACAUACAUUUUUGAGAUUCCGGAAAAAUUGUUUUAUGAAAACAAUAUAAUACAAACUGUUACUCUUCCACAAAAUGUAGAAUCCAUCGGAGAUUACGCGUUUGCUUUUUCUUCUAUAGAAACUAUAAAUCUUGAAUAUGUAACUUCUAUCAGAAAAAAUGCUUUUGAGAACUGUCAUAAGUUAUCAGUUGUUUCAUUAAAUCAAGAUUAUAUCAUUGAAGAGUAUACAAUUGCAAAUAGUGGAAUUACUACAAUUUCAAUCAAUAAUUGUCCAGAAUAUGCAUUUUUUAAUUGUUUUGAUCUUCGCCAAGUUACAAUAUCAAAACUUGUACUCAGAUUUCCCAAUAUGCAUUUGCGCAUUGCGCAAAAUUAA
This is a messenger RNA of Trichomonas vaginalis G3, 600 nucleotides long. RefSeq names its product ribonuclease inhibitor domain-containing protein. Lineage: Eukaryota; Parabasalia; Trichomonadida; Trichomonadidae. The transcript has a single exon. Bases 1 to 600 code for a protein of 199 amino acids. The record is from RefSeq and is a predicted model, not a curated record.